Messenger RNA from Ziziphus jujuba (common jujube), 1335 nucleotides. RefSeq lists its product as uncharacterized. Gene Ontology annotation, biological process: protein folding in endoplasmic reticulum. The transcript is spliced from 9 exons. Bases 178 to 1083 code for a protein of 301 amino acids. Gene Ontology annotation, cellular component: EMC complex. Gene Ontology annotation, molecular function: protein binding. Lineage: Eukaryota; Viridiplantae; Streptophyta; Magnoliopsida; Rosales; Rhamnaceae. The record is from RefSeq and is a predicted model, not a curated record.
UUUUCUUAUUUUUUCCUUCAAUAAUAGUCGCAAAGAAAACAAAGUGUGGUUGUUUGCUACUCUCUCCGAGUCAAAUACCAAUAACAGAUCCAAAAACCAGACACUGACACAAACUUCGUUGAUAAAAACAGAGCAAAAGGAAAUAGCUUUUGCUUCGGUAAUUGUGAAUCGGCGAAUAUGGUGAGCAAAACUGAACAGUCCCAGUUGGACAGGCUUGAAAACCAGGUCGAUAAUGGUGGAGGAGGAGAUUGGGAGUACCUCUGUCUCGUUAGGAAGCUUAAGGUUCGGCGUUCUGACAAGGUUUUGAAGUACGGUUUGGCGAUCUUGAACGACCCCAAAAAGCGAUCCAGUCUCGGACAAGACGAAUGGACUUUAUAUGAGCAGGUAGCAAUUGCCGCUAUGGACUGCCAAUCUAUUGAUGCUGCAAAGGAUUGUAUAAAGGUUUUACAGAAGAAAUUUUCAGAGAGCAAACGAGUGGGAAGGCUAGAGGCAAUGUUGCUUGAAGCCAAGGGAUCCUGGGCAGAGGCAGAGAAAGCUUACUCAAGCCUUUUAGAGGAUAAUCCACUUGAUCAAGUAGUACAUAAGAGGAGGGUGGCCAUGGCUAAGGCACAAGGCAACAUUUCAGGGGCCAUUGAGUGGCUAAACAAAUAUCUUGAAAUAUUCAUGGCUGACAAUGAUGCUUGGAGAGAACUGGCUGAAAUUUAUGUCUCCCUGCAAAUGUACAAGCAAGCAGCCUUUUGCUAUGAGGAGCUAAUAUUAUCACAACCCACUGUUCCAUUAUACCACCUGGCUUAUGCUGAUGUGCUUUACACACUUGGUGGACUAGAAAAUCUUCAGAUGGCAAAGAAAUACUAUGCAUCCACCAUCGACUUGACGGGAGGCAAGAAUACCAGAGCACUAUUCGGCAUUUGCUUGUGCACAUCUGCAAUUGGGCACCUAGCAAAGGGACGGAACAAGGAAGAAAAGGAUAGUCCAGAACUACAAUCUUUAGCAGUAACAGCAUUGGAGAAAGACUACAAACAAAGAGCUCCGGAAAAGCUUUCUCUGCUAACUACUGCCUUGAAAAGCAUGAAAAUUUCUUAAUAACUACGUCACCGGUCACCCUUUGAUCUAAUUAUUUCCCUAGUGUUGGCCUGCUCCAAAACUAGGAGUAGCUGGUGGCAUCUCGGUGUUGAGUAGAUUUACGUAUUUCAAUUAUAUGGAUUUCAUAUAUUUGUUUGCAUCUUGUAUUCAAGUCAGUAUUGAAGCAUUUUUUAGCUGGCCGAGUGGCAGACUAGGAAUAUAUUAUAAACCUUUUUUAGGUUCAUCAUAAUUCAGGUAUUAUUUGGCUUUCUA